AUGGACUCUCCCGUCCAAGCCCGUGACACGGUCAGCAACAAGCAAACGAAGACUGCAUUGACCCGUUCGUCAUCUCGACGUGGCAGUAGGCGCUUCUCUAUUGGUUCCACUACCGACAAAAUGAUGCACAAACAAGAGAGCUUCGGCGACAAGGACCUACUGACUCAGGGCGACUCGGAUCAUUUCCGGAACAGUCUAGUUGGGUUUGCGUGCAAGAAAGGACUCAAGCCCGUCAGUCCCAACCAAGACUCUUUCUUGGUGAUUCGCGUUGAAGGCGACGUAUCGAUUUACGGUGUGUUUGAUGGUCACGGCAAGAAGGGUCAUGACGUGAGCAACUUCGUCAAGGAGCAUCUCCCCAAGCAUCUCGUUGCCCAUCCUUCCUUUCGAUCUGAGCCUUGCUCUGCCCUUCGCGAUGCAUUUCUGGCCACUCAGCAGAUGCUAGAAAAGACUACUCGUGACGGCACCUUAGAUGCAGCUGUAUCGGGGACCACAUGCACUGUGGUACUCCACUUUGAGAAGGAUGAGGGCUCCCCAACUGGCAGUCAGUGUCUUUAUGUUGCUCAUGUUGGGGACAGUCGUUGUGUGUUGGCCCAGAGGAACCCGACUAACGGAGGCCUCGUUGCUGUUGAUCUCACUCAAGAUCAUAAGCCAGAUCUUCCCCUGGAGCGAGCUCGCAUCAUUGCACGUGGUGGGGCGGUCCAUAAACGUCCUCAUGACGUGAGCCAUCGAGUUUACGUGCAAGGCAAGCCUUAUCCAGGAUUAGCUAUGUCUCGAGCCCUUGGGGACCUCAUUGGGUACUAUGAUGCUGGGGUAUCGGCUGAGCCCGAAACCUCCCGUCGGGAGCUGCGGAACGAAGAGCAAGGUGGGUCAUCAUCUGGUGGAGGAAGCACCCCGUUCGUGAGCCCAGCCAGUGAGGCCUCUCGUCUGCUACCGCCAACGACUCUCCGACUGAGCGGCAGCAGCAGCAGCAGCAGUGGGCGUCGGAGUUCUGACAUACUGAGCCCUCAAGUCGACGUUGAUAUGAAGCUUGUUAACCGAAAUAUUGACAAAUUCUUGGUGCUGUGCUCGGAUGGGGUAUGGGAAUUCAUCUCGUCCCAAGAGGCAGUCGACUUUGUAUCUCAGUACACACCGCAGCACUCAAUGGAAGCCGCACACGAUCUUGCUAAGGAAAGCUGGAGACGUUGGAUUCAUGAAGAAGACGGUACCGUAGUAGAUGAUAUCACGAGUGUGGUUAUUCAUCUUUAAAUGUGUUCAAACUACUGUACCAUACCUCUUCCCAAUGUACUGUUAGAUGCAGCAUUCGUUUUGUAAAACCUUCAACAACA
Perkinsus marinus ATCC 50983 is the source of this 1325-nucleotide messenger RNA. RefSeq names its product protein phosphatase 2C, putative. Gene Ontology annotation, biological process: protein dephosphorylation. The transcript has 10 exons. NCBI's taxonomy places the organism in Eukaryota, Perkinsozoa, Perkinsida, Perkinsidae. Gene Ontology annotation, molecular function: protein serine/threonine phosphatase activity; cation binding. The record is from RefSeq and is a predicted model, not a curated record. The coding region runs from base 1 to 1245 and encodes 414 amino acids.